GCCUCUUUGAUUGGCCAGGGGCCGCUGGGCGCUGUGACGACAGAGCGGCUGGCGGGAAUCGCUUCGAUCUGCGGGCCCAGGAACGCUGCCUUGGUUGGCUGCGGAGCUCUCACUUUUCUCGAGUUCUCGUUUGUAGCUAACCCGGAUCCGAGGUACGAGGGGUCCCGGAGCGGAACAACUAAGAACCAGAUUCCUCUUGUCGCGUAGCUCGCAACAUCAUGUCGUCCCCGGCGUCCACCCCGAGCCGCCGCAGCAGCCGACGCGGACGAGUCACCCCAACCCAGUCCCUUCGUAGUGAAGAAAACAGCAGGUCGUCUCCCAAUCGUAGACGUAGAGGCGAAGAUUCUUCCACCGGAGAGCUGCCACCAAUGCCCACCUCACCAGGAGCGGACCUGCAGAGCCCAACUGCACAGAAUGCCUUGUUUUCCAGCCCUCCUCAGAUGCAUUCUUCAGCUAUUCCUUUGGACUUUGAUGUUAGUUCACCAUUGACAUAUGGCACUCCCAGCUCUCGAGUGGAAGGAACCCCAAGAAGUGGGGUGAGAGGCACACCUGUGAGGCAGAGGCCAGACCUGGGCUCAGCACGAAAGGGUUUGCAGGUGGAUCUGCAGUCUGAUGGAGCAGCAGCAGAAGACACAGUAGCAAGUGAACAGUCUCUAGGCCAAAAACUUGUGAUUUGGGGAACAGAUGUGAAUGUGGCGACGUGCAAAGAAAAUUUUCAGAGAUUCCUUCAGUGUUUUACCGAUCCUCUGGCCAAAGAAGAAGAAAAUGUUGGCAUAGAUAUUACUCAACCUUUGUACAUGCAACGACUUGCAGAGAUUAAUAUUACAGGAGAGCCAUUUUUAAAUGUGAACUGUGAACAUAUAAAAUCAUUUGGUAAAAAUUUAUAUAGACAGCUCGUCUCCUACCCACAGGAGGUUAUACCAACCUUUGACAUGGCUGUCAACGAGAUCUUCUUUGACCGUUAUCCUGAUUCCAUCUUAGAACAUCAGAUUCAAGUCAGACCUUUUAAUGCAUUGAAGACAAAGAGUAUGAGAAACUUAAAUCCAGAAGACAUUGAUCAGCUCAUUACCAUCAGUGGUAUGGUCAUCAGAACAUCACAGCUGAUUCCCGAGAUGCAGGAGGCUUUUUUCCAAUGCCAAGUCUGUGCCCACACCACCCGGGUGGAGAUGGACCGAGGCCGAAUUGCUGAGCCCUGCACUUGUGUACACUGCCACACUGCCCACAGCAUGGCACUGAUCCACAACCGUUCACUAUUCUCUGACAAGCAAAUGAUCAAGCUUCAAGAGUCUCCUGAAGACAUGCCUGCUGGGCAGACACCUCACACUGUUGUCCUUUUUGCCCACAAUGAUCUUGUAGACAAGGUUCAGCCAGGGGACAGAGUGAAUGUCACAGGCAUAUAUCGAGCAGUACCUAUUCGAGUUAAUCCAAGAGUGAGCAAUGUGAAGUCUGUCUAUAAAACCCACAUUGAUGUCAUUCAUUAUCGGAAAACGGAUGCAAAACGUCUGCAUGGCCUAGAUGAAGAAGCAGAACAGAAACUUUUUUCAGAGAAACGUGUGAACUUGCUUAAGGAACUUUCCAGGAAGCCAGAUAUUUAUGAGCGGCUUGCUUCAGCCUUGGCUCCCAGCAUUUAUGAACAUGAAGAUAUAAAAAAGGGAAUUCUACUUCAGCUCUUUGGUGGAACAAGGAAAGAUUUCAGUCACACUGGAAGGGGUAAGUUCCGUGCUGAGAUCAACGUCCUUCUGUGUGGUGACCCUGGCACCAGCAAGUCCCAGCUGCUACAGUAUGUAUACAACCUGGUUCCCAGAGGCCAGUACACAUCUGGAAAAGGCUCCAGUGCAGUUGGCCUCACAGCUUAUGUGAUGAAGGACCCUGACACCAGGCAGCUCGUCCUCCAGACAGGUGCCCUUGUCCUGAGUGACAAUGGCAUAUGUUGCAUCGAUGAGUUUGACAAAAUGAAUGAAAGCACAAGGUCGGUGCUGCAUGAGGUCAUGGAACAGCAGACUCUGUCCAUUGCUAAGGCUGGGAUCAUCUGUCAGCUCAAUGCGCGCACCUCCGUCCUGGCAGCAGCAAAUCCUAUUGAGUCUCAGUGGAAUCCUAAAAAAACAACUAUUGAAAAUAUCCAGCUACCACACACAUUGUUGUCGAGAUUUGAUCUCAUUUUCCUCAUGCUAGACCCUCAGGAUGAGGCAUAUGACCGACGUUUAGCUCAUCACCUGGUUUCAUUGUACUACCAAAGUGAGGAGCAAGUGGAGGAGGAGUUUCUAGACAUGGCAGUGCUGAAAGACUACAUUGCAUAUGCACAUAGUACCAUCAUGCCCCGGCUGAGUGAAGAGGCCAGCCAGGCUCUCAUUGAGGCUUAUGUAAACAUGAGGAAGAUCGGGAGUAGCCGGGGGAUGGUUUCUGCUUACCCUCGACAGCUAGAGUCAUUAAUUCGCUUAGCAGAAGCCCAUGCUAAAGUAAGAUUUUCAAACAAAGUUGAAGCAAUCGAUGUGGAAGAGGCAAAACGCCUUCACCGGGAGGCUCUGAAGCAGUCUGCAACUGACCCCCGUACUGGCAUUGUGGAUAUAUCUAUUCUUACUACAGGAAUGAGUGCCACUUCUCGUAAACGGAAAGAAGAAUUAGCUGAAGCAUUGAGAAAACUUAUUUUAUCUAAGGGUAAAACACCAGCCUUAAAGUAUCAACAGCUGUUUGAGGAUAUUCGGGGACAAUCUGACACAGCAAUUACCAAGGAUAUGUUUGAAGAGGCCCUGCGUGCCUUGGCUGAUGAUGAUUUCCUAACAGUGACUGGGAAGACUGUCCGCCUGCUCUGAGCUGCCCGUCCCUCGGACUAGAGUCAGUCACUAUGUUAUUCAUGCAAAUGGAGUCUGAAAGGCAGUAUUCCACUAUACAAACAUUUUCUUCUAUCUUGGGAUGUAUUUUGUUAGUAAAUGUAUGUUUUCACCUUUUUUUGUUAACAUUUUAAAUUAACAUAUACAGUAGAGAUUAUGUUCUCGAUAUGCCAUAUUUUUUAAGCACCUUGCUUCUCACCUGUUUGUACAUAGCCUAAGCCCAGUUUUGGAGGAUUUUUUCUUUAAUGUGGGGGCUUUGACUUUGUUGUGUUGCAGUGCUGGAGGUGAAGCGAAGAGUAGCAUGCAUGCUGUAUGUAUAAGCCAUGUCCUUAGUGUGUGGAGAAUUAUGUGCUUGGAGGUAACAAAUGGUGAUGUGAUGGGCUAAGGAUUUUUAUAACACCUGGACCUGUCUUUCUUUACAGAGACUUUUUCCCCAUGACUAUUGUUAGAACAGAAAUAUGCUUGAAAAAUUAUUAGAUCAAGUUGCCUUCUGUUUUUUCCUAAUAUGUAAAACAUUUUCCUAAAUAAAUGAUAGAAAAGUAA
Grammomys surdaster is the source of this 3371-nucleotide messenger RNA. RefSeq names its product minichromosome maintenance complex component 4 (gene Mcm4). Gene Ontology annotation, molecular function: single-stranded DNA helicase activity; ATP binding; single-stranded DNA binding. Gene Ontology annotation, cellular component: nucleus; MCM complex. Gene Ontology annotation, biological process: double-strand break repair via break-induced replication; DNA strand elongation involved in DNA replication; DNA replication. Lineage: Eukaryota; Metazoa; Chordata; Mammalia; Rodentia; Muridae. Bases 219 to 2810 code for a protein of 863 amino acids. The transcript has 16 exons. The record is from RefSeq and is a predicted model, not a curated record.